GGGCCUUUCCUUUCGCAUCUUCCUUCCGCACGGCGCCCUGUUUCAAUCUUAUUUCAUUUCUCCCCCCCAGAAAAUUCUUGUAUUUGUUCCAAAUCUCUCGGAAUGACUCUGCAAGCAAUCAAAUAUAAUGGUGGCAAUCUUGCCAUCAUUGAUCAGCUACAGCUUCCACAUGUAGAGAAAUACGUUACAAUACAUACAAGUGAAGAAGGCUGGCAUGCAAUCAAGGAGAUGCGAGUGCGAGGAGCACCUGCGAUUGCUAUAGUAGCGGCCCUCUCACUUGCAUCAGAGCUCACUACCCUAAUGGCUUGCAACAAAUUAUCUUCGAAUGCUAUGGAGGCACAGACUUUUAUCACAGAGAAGUUACACUAUCUGGUGAGCAGCAGACCUACAGCAGUCAACCUUAGUGAUGCAGCUGGAAAACUGGAGACCAUAGUGGCAGAAAGUGUUAGGAUGCCUGGAUCCACAGGCCAUGCUGUUGCUACUGCGUUUAUCCAAGCUGCCGAAGCAAUGCUAGUGAAAGAUGUUGAAGACAAUAGAAAGAUUGGAGAGUAUGGUGCCAAAUGGAUAUCAGAAAAUGCUCUAUCCGAGAACAGUACUAAGGCUACGGUUCUUACACAUUGUAAUACAGGUUCUCUCGCGACUUCGGGGUUCGGGACAGCCCUGGGGGUAAUUCGUGCACUCUAUUCGACCAAAACCUUACAACAUGCCUAUUGCACCGAAACGAGACCAUACAACCAGGGCUCCCGUUUGACAGCAUUUGAGCUCGUUCACGACUGUAUUCCUGCUACGUUAAUAACAGACUCAAUGGCAGCUGCAUUGCUCGCUAGACCCGAGAUAGGCGUGAAUGCAAUUGUGGUGGGGGCAGACAGGGUAGCAGCUAAUGGCGAUACCGCAAACAAGAUUGGUACAUAUGGUCUUGCUGUGCUUGCAAAGCACCAUGGUGUGAAAUUCCUCGUGGCUGCACCGCUCACGACUAUCGACCUAGUCACCAAGUCGGGGAAUGAAAUUACUAUCGAGGAGCGGCCCGCAUCCGAGGUUACUAGGAUUAGAGGCACCUGCGAAGAUGGUGGUGUCUCCGAAGCCGUGAAGAUGGAAACCGUAUGCAUAGCAGCAAAAGGGAUCAAUGUUUGGAAUCCAGCAUUCGAUAUAACCCCCGGGGCUCUUAUCGAUGGUAUUAUAACUGAAAAGGGAGUGGUGGAAAAGGACUCUGAUGGAUUAUUUCACUUGGAGGAGCUGUUUAAAGCCUGAGAAGUAACUGAAGCCCCACUGUUGUCGUGGCAAUUAGUCUCUCCUGUCGUGGGCUGUGGUUGGCGUGUCUCCUCAAAGCCAUUGAGUAGUUCGUCAAUUUUGCGUUCCAGGCUGCUUAGGUGAUUCUCCAGCGCUAGAGCGGUUUUUUCGCCCUUGGAGAUAUCAUUGAAGGCUUGCAUGAUGUUCGAGUUAUUUUGAUUUUCUUCCUCGUGCGACAUGGCUCUAGUCAAACCACUGGACCGUAUUUGUAAAUGUUGAGGGGAAAUUAC
Messenger RNA from Aspergillus pseudonomiae, 1517 nucleotides. Its product is annotated as S-methyl-5-thioribose-1-phosphate isomerase. Bases 103 to 1248 code for a protein of 381 amino acids. Lineage: Eukaryota; Fungi; Ascomycota; Eurotiomycetes; Eurotiales; Aspergillaceae. The record is from RefSeq and is a predicted model, not a curated record. Gene Ontology annotation, molecular function: S-methyl-5-thioribose-1-phosphate isomerase activity. The transcript is spliced from 4 exons.